UGCAGCCAAUGUUGACACCAUGGACCUCACUGAGAAUUCCAAUAUUAUGGCCUCACGCUUGAAGGAGCGCCUAACUAAUCUCGAAGCCAACAUGAGUCUUCUGGCUAUCACUACUACAUGUGUUUUGACAAUCGUGACCGGCUAUUGCGUCUUGCGAAGACGAGCAUUAAUCACUAAUUCCAAACGCCCCGAGAAACAGAUACGGUCAAGAGACACCAGCACAUAUCGUGUUAGCGGAGUGCCUCUGGAUUGGGAUCGUGAGAAAUUGCGAACCUUUUUAAAGCGCAGAGAGCUCGCAGAAGUGAUUACUAUAGAUUCGAUUGCCCGCGAAGCCAACAUUGAAUCGCAAACCGCCACGGUUACACUGACAAACUCUUAUAUGCAACAGUGGCCCGGCAAAAGUCGCCAAUUCACGUUAUCUGAGGAGCAUUACAAUGACUUCCUGAACCUCAAUCGAUCCGUAUCGGUUGAGAAGGAUUUUAUAGGCCUAACAACUCUUUAUGAACCGCCUGCGAGAGAUCACAAGAUUGAUGUUAUCGCUUUAUCUGGCCUCGGGGGCCACGCAUUUGGGUCAUUCAAAGAGAGGGGAGAAACUCACAUGUGGCUACGAGACUCACUUCCGGGAUAUCUCACCUCAGAGACCGAUAAUAAGCCAAUGGCGAGGGUUAUGAUAUACGGUUACGAAUCUGCUGUUGCUCAAAGCAAAAAUAUACAAAAUCUAGAGGACUUAGCCACCACAUUUCAUAGCAGUUUGCUUGCACUCGCAGCCGGUCCAACGACCAGGCCAGUCAUCCUUAUUGGCCACAGCCUUGGAGGACUCAUUAUUAAGCAGACUUUAAUAUCGCUAUCAAGGUCGACCAUUCCAGACGAUCAGAAACUCAUACGUGCCGUAUACGGAGUCAUCUUCUUCGGAACUCCACACGACGGGAUGGACAUUAGCUCUCUCAUACCCAUGGUUGGGGACGGUCCGAACCGAUUCUUGGUUGAGUCUAUCAGCCGCAUCAACUCGCAGAUCAUUAGUAUACAGCAACGGGAUUUUCACCAUGCCCUAGGCAAAAAGGGUGAUUCGGAAGUGUUUUGCUUUUACGAAACAUUGGAGUCGCCGACAGCACAACGGGACAAACGUGACGAAUGGAAAAUGAUUGGACCUACAGCUGUUCUUGUUACCAAAUCUUCGGCAACGCACUGUCGCCCAUGGGAAGAUGGCUCAGAGCACAUCUGCGCCAUUGCCCGUACACAUUCUGACAUGGUCAAAUUUGGGCCACACGACCCGGACUACAGGAAUGUAUGGAUGAGAAUCGGAGGGCUCUCAAGGCGGGCUAUCAGAGCUCGAGAUCGUUUACAGACGACAACGUCAAAGUUUCUGGUUCCAUAUAAACAAAACCCAGAUUUUGUUGGAAGAUCAGAUAUUCUCGAUAAAAUCAAGUUACAAUUCGGUUUAGGCCAAAAACCGGAGCAUGAUCUUUCCCAACCACGCAGAAGAGUCUCGCUCUACGGCCUCGGCGGUGUCGGAAAGACGCAAAUUGCGUUAGCCUACGCGUACUGGAUACGUGAUAUACACCCAGAUACCUCCGUCUUCUGGGUUCAUGCCAGCAAUGCCGACCGUUUCCGCGCAGCUUAUGCUUUCAUCGCCGAGAAAUGCAACGUGCCAGGGAGAGACCACCCCGAAGCUGACAUUUUAUUGUUGGUCAAGAGGUGGCUGGAGGAGCAGAAUAAAAUACAAUGGCUUAUGAUCAUCGAUAAUGUUGAUGACAUUGAACUGUUUUUCCCUUCUCAGAGAAGCGACGAUCCAGAAGCUCAUCACCAAGGCGACAAGCUGGCUCGGUACAUACCUGAUUGCAAUCACGGAUCUAUUCUCAUUACAACAAGGAAUAAGCAAGUUGGAGUCAAAUUCGAGCAAGGAAGCCCUCUGAUUGAAGUCACCAAGAUGACAGACGACGACGCGCACCAGCUUGUGCGAGACAUCUUAAAGACGGAAGUAUCUACACAUGAUGCUAUUCUUUUGGCGUCCAAACUCGAACAUAUGCCACUCGCUCUUGCACAGGCACUAUCAUUUAUUCAAGAAAACACCAUAUCUAUUAGCGACUACGUUCAACUGUUGGACGAGGGAGAUAAUGUCCUCGUUGAUCAGCUCAGCGAGUCUUUUGAACCUGUAGGGAGAGACUCUGAGACCUCACAUGCAGUCACGGCAACAUGGAUUCUUUCAUUCCGACAGAUUGAACGAACUCAGCCAUUAGCAAGCGACGUCCUCUGUUUUUUGAGCUUAUUGCAUCGACAAGCAAUUCCGAAAACCUUCAUAGAAGAAUAUUGCCAACACAAGCCAGGGUAUGCUCAAGCUAGCGUGUCAGCAAGACUCAUAAAGGCAUUAGGUACUCUUAAGGCCUUUUCAUUCAUCUCCGGAGGGAAGGACGGAAGUGUAGAUAUGCACCGGCUAGUCCAGCUAGUGACGCGAAAAUGGCUCGUCAACCAGGGCCGGCUGGCCGAGUUUGCUGAAAGUGCUAUCACAAUCGUGGAAUUUCUUUACCCAAUCGGAGAGUUUGACACUUAUCAAGAAUGCGUAAGAUAUCUUCCUCAUGUCAAUUCUGUGUUGGCUAGAGACGGAACCAAUUCAAGGUCCGAGAAAAUAGCCAAGGCCGGACUCCUACGUAAGCUAGCCAGGUACUAUUGCCACAAAGGAGAAUACAAGAACGCGGAGCAAAAUUUGCGGUUAGCGGCAAAUAUACAAGCACAAGGACUUGGAGAAGAACAUCACGAAACACUUAAUAUCAGAUUUGAUCUUGUUCUGACAUGCGAGCAACAGGGUAUGUUGAACGACGGCGAAGACCUUGCGUUAGAGACAAUUGAGACGGGGAAGCGAGUGCUAGGGAAGGAGCAUCCAGAUGUACUUGCUUAUCUGGCAAGUCUUUCUUUCAUAUAUCCGCGCCAAGGCCGUUUUCAGGAAGCAGAAGACCUAUUGGUACAGGUAUCUGAGGCAUACAAGCGAGUAUUAGGGGAGGACCAUUUAUAUACGAUUGAAAGCAUAAGCCGCCUCACUGAGGUAUAUUUGGACCAAGGCCGACUCAAAGAGGCAGAACUCUCAGCAUUAAGAGUAACUGAAAUGAAGAAGCAAAAGCUGGGAGAGGACCAUCCAGCGACGAUUGCCGGUAUGACAGCCCUAGCAUCGACAUAUGAGGGACAAGGCAGAUUAAAGGAAGCAGAAGACAUUGGGUCACAUGCAACCAAUUUAAGCACGCGAGUACUUGGGGAGGACCAUCCACAAACGCUAGCCAUUAAAAGCAAUCUUGCACAGGUUUACAUGAAACAAGGGAGAUGGAAAGAGGCAGAAGACUUGCAGAUAAAAUUGAUGGAGACAAGGAGACAAAUAUUCGGGCGGGAGCACCAGGAUACACUUACUGUCAUGAAUAGCCUUGUAGUGUCAUUUGCCAAUCAAGGUAGAUUGACGGAAGCAGAACACUUAGCGACACAGGUCUUGGAAGUAAUGAAGCGAGUGCUAGGAGAGAAGCAUCCAGACACGUGUAUUAGUAUGGGCAUCCUUGCAUCAAUUUAUAGGAAACAACAGAGAUUGGAGGAGGCAAGAGACCUAGACAUUCAGUGCUUGGAGUUGAGGAAGAGUAUACUGGGGGAAGAGCAUCCGGAUACUCUUCUCAGCAAACAUAAUGUGGCCUGCGACUUAGAGGAGCUGGGCAGAUCUUCCGAUGCCAUAGCACUGAUGGAGGAGUGUGUCUCCGCCAGUGAACGAAUACUAGGGGGAGAACAUCCGGAUACGAUGCACAGCUUAUCAGUCUUGGAGGGUUGGCGGCGAAAAACUUCAAGUACAUAGGUCAGGUAGUUUUAUUAAGUUUGUCAUGUC
Messenger RNA from Trichoderma harzianum CBS 226.95, 3850 nucleotides. RefSeq lists its product as hypothetical. Gene Ontology annotation, molecular function: protein binding. Lineage: Eukaryota; Fungi; Ascomycota; Sordariomycetes; Hypocreales; Hypocreaceae. The record is from RefSeq and is a predicted model, not a curated record. The transcript has 6 exons. The coding region runs from base 20 to 3820 and encodes 1266 amino acids.